AUGUCAACACUUCGAGUCAGCGUGAUUCAAGGAGCGGAAUUGCAAAGCAAGGAUUUUAACGGAACAUCAGAUCCCUAUGUCGUUGUAGCCAUUAACCCAAGCGAUUCAUUGAUCAAACUUCCCAAUCUAUUUUCCAAAGUCUCGGAACAAAAAACAAGAGUCAUUUACAAAAAUUUAGAACCCGAAUGGAAUGAAGAAUUUGUUUUUGAAAAUGUCAAUCCAAAAGACGUCAUUCGUUUCAGCGUUUUUGAUAAAAACAAACUCAUGAUGGACGUUGCCAUGGGACGAGUUGAAAAAACACUUCAAGACUUGUUGAACAUGAAAAAGAAUCAAGAUCCAUUUUGGGUGGAUUUGGAACAAACCAAAAUGGGAAAGAUUAAAAUUAACGUGACAUUACAAGGAAAUGGUAAAAACUCUGUUUCAUCCUCUCCUUCGACACCAGUCCCAUCUUCUCCUUCUGGAAAUGGUCAAUCUCCUACUUUGAAAUCCAACAACAAAUCGACGAGUUCAACAACGGAAGAGACCAUUGACGAGCAUAUUGACAAGUUCAAAAACCAAGUAGCUGAUAUUGAAAGAAGAAUUCUUGGUGAGCUCAAUGAUAAUAUUAACACAUUUGAAGAAAUUUCUCAAAAAUAUGCAUCAGAACCAAAUAUCAAACAAUUAGAAGGAAUUGCCAAACAAGUAAGAGAUCAAAUUACUCUAACGAACAACAUUACACAAAAAAUUCAACAAUCCAUUCAAGAAAUGACUCUCGAAACAGAAGGUAUCAAACAAACCAUGGGCGAUAACGCUGUCACUCGAUUACGAGAACAACAACAAAAAAAACUUGUCUCUCUUUUCAUGCAACACGUCGAUCGAUUUUACGAUUCUCAAGAAAAAUGUAAACGUGACAAGGUCGAUCGUGUGAAACGACAAUACAGAAUUAUUGCCAAAUGCAGUCCAAAAGGAACUGUUCAAGAAUUUACUGAAAAGGAAAUUGAACAAAUGGCUCUCGAAGAUAAGCUCCAAUUUCAAGAUUUAAUUUCCAAUCAUUUUCAUUUGACACAAAGUCAAGAACAAACGUUGGACGUUGAGUUAAAAUUAGCUCAAGAAACUCAUGAAGAUAUCAAACAAUUGUAUUAUUCCAUGUUACAAUUGAAUCAAUUAUUUCAAGAUUUUGCACUAUUGGUUGAAGAACAAGAUGAAUUAUUGGAUGCUAUUGAAUUUAAUGUUGCCAAGGCAAAAGAGAGUGUCAUUGAAGGUGUGAAAAAUAUUAAGGAUAGUAACAAGAUGAGACAAUACAUGUCACCUUUGGGUUUGAUGAGAAAAGUUACUGGAAUUUAA
This is a messenger RNA of Naegleria lovaniensis, 1323 nucleotides long. RefSeq lists its product as uncharacterized. NCBI's taxonomy places the organism in Eukaryota, Heterolobosea, Eutetramitea, Acrasida, Naegleriidae. The coding region runs from base 1 to 1323 and encodes 440 amino acids. Gene Ontology annotation, molecular function: calcium ion binding. The record is from RefSeq and is a predicted model, not a curated record. Gene Ontology annotation, cellular component: membrane. The transcript is spliced from 6 exons. Gene Ontology annotation, biological process: vesicle-mediated transport.